UUAUGGUUAUUUCCUUUCCUUUAGUCCUGGGUGAAAAUAGAAAGUGGCCAGUGAAAAUAGCCUCCAUAAAGCCGUGUGCUGGGCAUCCCUGCGCCUGCCAAGACCUCAAACCGUGCACAAACACUCAGGGGGAGAAGAAUGGCACGCGUGUGCCACCCGGAGCCUGGGCACGGGGCGCAGGAUGAGCCUGCCUAGUUUCUGGGGGGCAGGGGGCGGGGCGGGCCAACCCCCGGGGUUGAGCAGAGGAAGCGCCUCCCCAGCUCUUGGGAGCUGAGCUUUUCCUUUCACUCUGCUAGCCUCAGUCCAACUCUCCCUUUCAAAGCCCCAGAGCUGCCCCGCCCGGUGAGGUAGCCCUAGUGGGGGGGGGGGAUGGUGCAGGUUGGAGAGUUUGGAGCCGGCCCCCGGCUAUUUCAGGUUCGUGCCCAGGAAGCUGGGCUGGGCUGAGCUGGUUCCCUCCUGCUGGGCAUCUGGCCCCCGGAAGCUCCUCCCCAUCCCCUCCUCAGAGAUUCCUUCGAGGGAGGGGAUUAAGGGAAAAGGGAGUCGGGAUAUAAGGGGCCGGGACAGCUCCCGGAUUUACCUGUCAGGAAGCAAUCCGGGAGGUGGCGGCAGCGGCGGCAGCAGCCCUAAUCUGCCCUGACCCAAUCUGGCUCCAAGUGUUCCUUCAUACUGGGUGCAGAGGUGCUGCUGACCACAAACCACACUGAAGAUCCACCCACCUGAAGAUCCGCCUCUCUUUUUGGGCCAGACCCAAACUGGUGACUAAGUGACCAAGGUGUUAUUUCUCUUUGUCCGCUAACCGAUCCAAGCCUCUCUGACCACACGGGGAGACUCACACUCUGUGAUUAUUUAUUUUUGGUGAGAGGAACCAGGAGUGACCCACAGGCAGCGCCCUAUGUCAGAUUUCUGAGCUCCUGCUGCUCCUGAAGCUACCCCGAUGUGGCCUCUACCUCCUACUUGUUCUCUGAUCCUGCUGUGGCUGUGCCAGGUCCCCCUAAGCUGGCAACAGUCAUUAGAAUCCCUUAAGCUGCGGCUGGUGGGUGCCGGGAGCCAGCCUGAGGAGGGUCGCCUGGAGGUGCUGCAUGAGGGCCAGUGGGGCACCGUGUGCGAUGAUGACUUCAGCCUCUUGGAGGCCAACGUGGCUUGCCGCCAGCUUGGCUUUGAGGCUGCCCUGACGUGGGCACACAGUGCCAAGUAUGGUCAAGGGGAAGGCCACAUCUGGAUGGAUAAUGUACGUUGUGUGGGCACUGAGAGCUCCCUGGCAGAGUGCAGGUUCAACGGCUGGGGCGUCAGCGACUGCAGCCACUCUGAAGAUGUCGGGGUUGUCUGCCACCCCCAGAGCUUGCCCAGCCACCGCUCAGAGAGGCCAUCGCAGAUCCUGGGGCCACAGGGACAGCGGCUGGAGGAGGUACGGAUCAAGCCCGUGCUGGCCAGCGCAAAACGGCAGAACCCCAUUUUGGAGGGUGCUGUGGAGGUGAAAUAUGAGGGCCACUGGCGGCAGGUGUGCGACCAGGACUGGACCAUGAACAACAGCAGAGUGGUCUGCGGGAUGCUGGGCUUCCCCAGUGAGGUGCCAGUUAAUACCCACUUCUACAGGAAACUCUGGAAUAUGAAGAUGAAAGACCCUAAAUCCAGGCUGAGGAGCCUGACCAAGAAGAAUUCCUUUUGGAUCCACCGGGUGAACUGCCUGGGGACCGAGCCCCACUUGGCUAAAUGCCAAGUGCAGGCGUCCCCAGGGAAGGGCAAGUUGCGGCCAGCCUGCCCCUCAGGCAUGCAUGCUGUGGUCAGCUGUGUGGCAGGACCCCGUUUCCGCCACCCCAAGGGGAAGCCCCGCCGCAAGGAGGUAAGGGCUUCCAGGGGAGGGGAGGAGGAAGGCAAGCAGCCCUGGAAGGGUCCCCCGGGGACUCCCAGGGAAAGGCUCUUGUGUCAGAGAUUUAAAACGAAUCCGCUUCCUGGCUUCCCCACCGAAAUCGGGGCGUCACCGCCCAGCCCCGCUAGCCAGGCACGGUCCCCGCUUCCAAGCGACCUGCUCACUCCGGGUCUCUCCCUCGGCCGGGCUCGGCCCGGCCGAGGCCUGGCGGGACUGAUGAGGCAGUGGGGCACCGUCUGUGACCGCCGCUGGAACCUGCUCUCAGCCAGCGUCCUGUAG
Sarcophilus harrisii (Tasmanian devil) is the source of this 2146-nucleotide messenger RNA. RefSeq names its product lysyl oxidase homolog 4. Gene Ontology annotation, biological process: peptidyl-lysine oxidation. Gene Ontology annotation, molecular function: protein-lysine 6-oxidase activity. The record is from RefSeq and is a predicted model, not a curated record. The transcript has 8 exons. NCBI's taxonomy places the organism in Eukaryota, Metazoa, Chordata, Mammalia, Dasyuromorphia, Dasyuridae. Bases 935 to 2146 code for a protein of 403 amino acids. Gene Ontology annotation, cellular component: membrane.